This is a messenger RNA of Pangasianodon hypophthalmus (striped catfish), 1047 nucleotides long. RefSeq lists its product as uncharacterized. Lineage: Eukaryota; Metazoa; Chordata; Actinopteri; Siluriformes; Pangasiidae. The record is from RefSeq and is a predicted model, not a curated record. Bases 1 to 1047 code for a protein of 348 amino acids. The transcript has a single exon.
AUGUCCCCAACACCCGUCACCUCCAUGUCCCCAACACCCGUCACCUCCAUGUCCCCAAACCCCGUCACCUCCAUGUCCCCAACACCCGUCACCUCCAUGUCCCCAACACCCAUCAUCUCCAUGUCCCCAAACCCCGUCACCUCCAUGUCCCCAAACUCCGUCACCUCCAUGUCCCCAAACCCGUCAUCUCCAUGUCCCCAAACCCCGUCACCUCCAUGUCCCCAAACCCGUCACCUCCAUGUCCCCAUCACCUGUCACCUCCAUGUCCCCAACACCCGUCAUCUCCAUGUCCCCAACACCCGUCAUCUCCAUGUCCCCAAACCCGUCACCUCCAUGUCCCCAAACUCUGUCACCUCCAUGUCCCCAACACCCGUCAUCUCCAUGUCCCCAAACCCGUCACCUCCAUGUCCCCAAACCCGUCACCUCCAUGUCCCCAAACUCUGUCACCUCCAUGUCCCCAACACCCGUCACCUCCAUGUCCCCAAACCCGUCACCUCCAUGUCCCCAAACCCGUCACCUCCAUGUCCCCAAACUCUGUCACCUCCAUGUCCCCAACACCCGUCAUCUCCAUGUCCCCAAACCCGUCACCUCCAUGUCCCCAAACCCCGUCACCUCCAUGUCCCCAAACUCUGUCACCUCCAUGUCCCCAAAUCCCGUCAUCUCCAUGUCCCCAAACCCCGUCACCUCCAUGUCCCCAAACUCCGUCAUCUCCAUGUCCCCAACACCCGUCACCUCCAUGUCCCCAACACCCGUCACCUCCAUGUCCCCAAACCCGUCACCUCCAUGUCCCCAAACCCCGUCACCUCCAUGUCCCCAAACUCUGUCACCUCCAUGUCCCCAAAUCCCGUCAUCUCCAUGUCCCCAAACUCUGUCACCUCCAUGUCCCCAAACCCCGUCAUCUCCAUGUCCCCUAACCCCGUCACCUCCAUGUCCCCAACACCCAUCACCUCCGUGUCCCCAACACCCGUCACCUCCAUGUCCCCAACACCCGUCAUCUCCAUGUCCCCAAACUCUGUCACCUCCAUGUCCCCAAACUCCAACCACUAA